GUCAAAGCAGAGCAGUGAGCAGUCCAUGGAGGGACGAUGGGGUUGUGGAUGCUUCUUCUACUCCUUCUUCUCCUGCAAUUUCACCUUGGGCUCUGUGUUGCCCUCCCUGCACCUACUAAGGUCUCCAUCUCUUCCUUCAACUUGGAGCACACACUCAGCUUCCUGCCAGGCCCUGAAACGCCGCCCGACACCCACUUCACUGUCCAAAUCCUGCGUUUCAGGAAGAGCACAUGGAAACUAGUGACUGGCUGUUCAGAGCUGGUUGUUGGACAGACGUGUAACCUAACUCGAGUGCUCAAGGACCCGUUUCAGAGCUACCAAGCCCGCGUCCAGGCCUUCACACCCAACCAGAACCAGACCUCUAAGUGGACCAUAUCAAAGAGGUUCCUGCCCCAGUCAGACACUGUGAUUGGUCCUCCCGAUGUUUCUGUAUCCGGUUGUGGGAACUGUUUGCUUCUCUACGUCACUGUUCCCAAAACAUCAGGGCUACAGCAGGACAAGCAGCUUCAACUCCUCUACAGAGAUCUCCACAUCCACGUGCACAGGACCCGGGACGGGGUACAGUUCAAACUGAAUCUGGAGUACAAAGAGGAGAACAUGAUCUCGUACUUGCAGCCAGGUGUGGAGUACUGUGUGACGGUCACUGUGGCAGUAUUCUUCAACUCCAACUCUGUUCCCAGUAAACCUUUCUGUGCCUUCACCAGCCCUCCGCCCAGAAGCUCACUGAAUGUGGUCUUCUGCCUGCUGGGUGCGUUCUGUGUGAUCGGAUUCUUUCUCAUCGGAGUCGUGGUUUACGGCGGUCAGCUGAGCUACGAGUUAUUGAGACGACGCCUACCCAGAAGUCUGUACAUCGCCCUUCAAAGCCAGGACCGUGGGAGUGCAGCGCUGGAGCUCUCGGACCAGACUUCACCCCCCCACCCCCCACCCCCACACCCAGAUACACAACAGGGACUCCUCUGACUGCCUCCACAGUCCACAUUCCCCCCCCCCCCCCACUGAGGCGCAACUCUGAGACCAGAACAGCUUGUUUAGGUGGAGCUGAGUCGGCUGAAAAGGAAGAAGUUAAAGGAUAUAAAGGAUAAAGUUGAUCAUUUCAUACCUGACCGAGAUGUUUUUUUAUGAAUUAUAAUCAUCUUUUCUCUGCACAGAUAUUUCUAGUUUAUUCUGAGUUUAAAUUAGUUUGAGGAAGAGCAAGGUAUUGAUUUUAAAAAUGUUUAUAACCCAGAAAAAACUGGAUCAAAUGAGUAGGAACAAUGCAACAAUAAACUUUACAAAUACUGUAAUUGAUGUUUGACACUUGACCCGAGCAACCAAGUUAAAUAGGAAUAAUCAUAAUAACUCACUUUAAUUCAUGCAUUAGUUUACUAUCAUAUGUAUCAUAACUUCUUUAAAUGCUGCUAUUCAUUCUGCUUUGUCUCUUUGUUACCUCUCUGCCAGCUCUGUGUUUUAUUCACCAAAUGUUUGCGGCUAUCUCACCUUCAUCAGGUUGGUGACACCUACGCUGAGGUGGUGUACCACCCUGAUGAAGGUGAGAUAGUGAAAACAUGGUGAAGGAAAUACAGUGUCCUGGAGAGUUGCUGUGUAAACUCUGACGCACUGGUUUGCACCUGACUGUGAAUUUUAUCAAACAUCAAAAAGCUUCAAAAACCAUUCAUGUAACUUUAUUGAUUAUG
Messenger RNA from Scomber scombrus (Atlantic mackerel), 1673 nucleotides. RefSeq names its product interferon alpha/beta receptor 2-like. Bases 37 to 960 code for a protein of 307 amino acids. The transcript has 7 exons. Gene Ontology annotation, molecular function: protein binding. NCBI's taxonomy places the organism in Eukaryota, Metazoa, Chordata, Actinopteri, Scombriformes, Scombridae. The record is from RefSeq and is a predicted model, not a curated record.